CUCGAUAAUGGCAAUAAUAAAAUGGCAAUCCAGCAAGCGGAUAAGCUGCUCAAGAAACACAAGGAUCUUCACUGUGCAAAGGUUCUAAAGGCAAUUGGCUUGCAGAGAACUGGCAAGCAAGACGAAGCGUAUGCUCUGGCACAAGAAGUAGCAGCUCUUGAACCCACAGAUGAUAAUUCCUUGCAAGCACUCACUAUUCUUUACCGGGAAAUGCAUAGACCGGAACUGGUAACUAAACUUUAUGAGGCAGCUGUAAAGAAGGUUCCCAACAGCGAAGAGUAUCACUCUCAUCUCUUCAUGGCCUAUGCCAGGGUUGGAGAAUACAAGAAGAUGCAACAGGCUGGAAUGGCACUUUAUAAGAUCGUGCCCAAAAAUCCAUACUAUUUUUGGUCUGUGAUGAGCCUGAUUAUGCAGUCUAUUUCGGCGCAGGAUGAAAACCUCUCCAAGACGAUGUUUUUGCCACUAGCGGAGAGAAUGGUGGAAAAAAUGGUGAAAGAAGAUAAGAUUGAAGCUGAGGCUGAAGUCGAACUGUACUACAUGAUUCUGGAACGUCUGGAGAAGUAUAAGGAAGCCUUAGAUGUUGUGAGAGGAAAACUAGGAGAGAAGCUGACAAGUGAGCUCCAAAGCCGCGAGAACAAGUGUAUGGCAAUGUACAAGAAGCUGCGUAGGUGGCCGGAGUGCAACGCGCUGUCGAGAAGGCUGCUGCUGAAAAACUCAGAUGAUUGGCAGUUUUAUAUAACUUACUUUGAUUCAGUGUUCCAACUCAUUGACGAAUCCUGGACACCUCCAACAGAAGAAGAGCACUCUUUGGAAGGAGAGGUACACUAUUCUAUAGAGCAAGCUGUGAAGUUCAUAGAAGAAAGGAUAACAGAAGAAUCUAAGAGCGCACGGCCACUUCGGGGACCAUAUUUAGCUAAACUGGAGUUGAUCAGACGUUUGCGAUCCAGAGGUUGUAAUGAUGAAUAUAAACUGGGUGAUCCGGAAGAGCUAAUGUUCCAAUACUUCAAAAAAUUUGGGGACAAACCCUGCUGUUUUACUGAUCUCAAAGUAUUUGUGGAUCUCCUCCCAUCCAGCCAAUACACAAAGUUCAUCAGUCAAUUGCUGGAAGUAAUCCCUCUGUCGGCAGCAGCAGAGGGUGAAAUCGCACUGCCCGCCGAUAUCAAAGCUCUGCAGCAGCACUUGUGCGUGGUGCAGCUCUCGAGAUUGCUCGGUAUCUAUCACGCCAUGGAUAAGAAGCAAAAGCUGACUGUGGUCCGGGAGUUGAUGUUAAGAUACCGCCACGGAUUGGAGUUUGGGAAAUCUUGUUUGAAAACUGAAUUGCAGUUUUCAGAUUAUUACUGCCUGCUUGCAGUUCACCUGCUGCUUGAUCUGUGGCUAGAAGGUGAAGAGACAGCUGUGUGGCAGUGCCUAGCUCUCUUAGAAGAAGGGUUAUCUCAUAGUCCUUCUAAUGCUCAGUUUAAAUUGCUGCUCAUUCGAAUCUACUGCAGGCUUGGUGCAUUCGAACCUGUUGCAGAGCUCUAUUCCAGCCUUGAUGCAAAACACAUACAGCACGACACCAUCGGCUACCUUCUGACGCGCUAUGCAGAGGCGCUGGGCCAUUAUGCUGCUGCAUCCCAAUCCUGCAAUUUUGCACUCAGGUUUUUCCACUCCAACCAGAAAGAUACCUCAGAAUAUAUCAUUCAAGCCUACAAGUACGGUGCAUUUGAGAAGAUCCCAGAAUUCAUUGCGUUUAGAAAUAGGCUGAACUCUUCCCUUCACUUUGCGCAAGUUCGCACCGAGCGGAUGUUGUUGGACCUCUUACUUGAAGCGAAUAUAUCAACCAGUUUAGAAGAAAGUAUAAAGUCCAUGAGUCUGAGCCCAGAGGAGGAUGACAUUCCAUGGAAGGAUUUGCGUGACAACAGAGACCUGACGGUGUUGUUUAACUGGGAUCCGAAAGACAGGGACAUUUCUGAAGAACAUAGGAAACUCUCACUGGAGGAAGAAACCGUGUGGUUGCGAAUCCGGUCUUUAACUUUAAGGCUAGUAAGCGGACUCCCAACUCUUAGUCACACUAUUCAACCAAAGAACUCUGAAAAGACUGCAGAGAACGGCGUCUCAUCCAAGAUUGACACCAUUCGAUCCCUGCUUCAGCAGCUGGAAGCGGCAGUGGAUUCAGGGAAGAAGUUUCUAGAACAAAAAAUUCAGUAUCCUGUCCUUGGCCCUCCUCCUACCCGAAUGGCUGGCUUCUUCAGUAAUGGCAGCUGUCAAUGCCAGACUAGCUUGUUUUAUCUUGUUAGUGAUAUUUAUGAACUAGAUACCAAUGGCUUAGAAGAUUCAGCAGAAAUCCAGGAAAGAAUAGGGAAUAGUUUCAAGUCUUUAGUAGAACGACUAACAGACUUGUUCAUUAAAUGUAAAGGUGACUUGAUUGAAGUCAGAGAUGGCACCUUGAAAACUCAUCCAAACCUGUUAGAAAAUCUAGUCUUCUUUGUUGAGACGGUCUCCAUUGCCCUGUGGGUAUCGAGUUACUGUGACAGCGUCCUCCGACCUUUUAAAUCCAACCUGCAAAAAAAGAAGAAGAAAAAAAAAGAAAGCAGUGUAGCUAUGCCACCUGUAUUUACACAUUUUCUGGAUUAUGUUACUGAACUACAGACAUUAACUUCCAAUGUAAUAGAUCACAUCAAAGGGCUUGAAAUAAUUCUGACUGCACUAAAACUUGAAGAGCUGUCCCUCAAGGACACGCUGCUUUUACAGGAAGAAAAAAGGUUUACAAAGACUGUGCAAGGGAAGGUCCAGAGCAGUUACCAUCACUCAGUUCAGGAAAUUGGAGAGCUGCUGAAAAAGAGACUCGAUACCAUUAAAAAACUAAAGAUUUGAGAAACACAUCCUUGACAGACUCCACAGGGGAGUGACACCAGAGUCCUGGACAGAAGCAACAUCCAAUAUACCAUCACUUUAAUCCAGAACUUCCUCAUAAUGCAUGAAGGACUUCAAAUCAUAAAACAAUUUUUUUAGGUAUUACAGAUGUAUUGAGCUGAUUUAAAUUAUUGUACAUAAACGAGAAGCAGGGACCCUUAUCAGGGUUUGACCACUUUUUAUACAUGUUCAUAAGCAUAUUGCAACAGGAGAAAAUUAACUUUCUUCCCUUUUGAUCUCUAGAAACAACUGGAGAUGGUCUUUAGAAGCAGCAAUAGAAAUCCAGUGUAAAGCCUAUAUCUCAAAGGAGUUGUAUUUUCAUCACCAUACAGUGUUUAUAAUUUUUGUAUGGUCCUUGCCUUAGAAAAGCAGAAAUUGUAGAUGCCCGCAUUCAGCCACCUCCGAUGAAACGAGCCUGUUGUGGAGCUGCCUCUUGUCCCCGAGCCACCUGGUCCUGCGGAGUCAAUCCGGUGUGCGGGUGCAGCAGGGAGAGGUGAGGCU
This is a messenger RNA of Leptosomus discolor (cuckoo roller), 3393 nucleotides long. NCBI's taxonomy places the organism in Eukaryota, Metazoa, Chordata, Aves, Leptosomiformes, Leptosomidae. The record is from RefSeq and is a predicted model, not a curated record.